CUCACUUCACUAAUGAAAUGGAGGGGGUGGUGGUGGUGAUAAGCUUCGCAAUGAGCUCACAGUUGUAGAAGGGGGAGGCGGAACCAUGGCCACCUGUUCUGCCAUUGCGUCGCCGUUCCACGCGCUGCACACACCAUCGCCAUCGCCAGAUUGCCUGGAGUUCUUCUUCACACGGGCUCGUUGCGCGCUCGGAGCUGAGCAUUCUGCGUCGCGGAGGCAGUUUAGCACGCUCAAGUUGCGAACCAGCCCCACUGGGCGGCUCCGCCAAAUCCGAUGCGCAGCAGCUGACGAUGAUGGGGCGUCCUCAAGUGAUGGUGGUGCGAAUUUGAGCGAUGCGGCGGAGAACGUGCCGGAGACUGGGUUGGGAAUUGGAGAUGGUGUUGAUGUGAGGUCGCGCAAGAGGAGCGGGUCUCGUGUAGCUGACUCCACUGACUGGAUCUCGUCGAGUUUGACGCGGAGGUUUGGACUCGGGGCGGGUUUGGCUUGGGUGGGUGUGCUCGCAUUUGGGGUGAUUUCGGAGCAGGUCAAGACGCGGAACGAAGUGUUUCGUGAGGAGCAGGGGACCAGAGAUAUACAAGAAUCAAUAGAAGUCACUCUUCCUAACGGGAUUCGCUACACGGAACUGCGCCAAGGAGGAGGAUCCACUCCCCAACGUGGAGACUUAGUGUUGAUCAGUCUCACCGGAAAGGUAGUGGGCACGGACGAAGUUUUUGUCGACACAACUGCGAAAGGCAAACGGUCUGUCGCAUUUCUCUUUGGAGCCAAACCUUACUCUGGCGGAAUGUGCGAUGGUUUGGAAUACGUGCUUCAAACGAUGAAAGUGGGCGCGAAGAGGCGUGUCAUCGUUCCACCAACGCUUGGAUUUGGCGAGAGAGGGACAAUUCUGAAUUCAGGAGCAAAAGUCCCAGGAAACGCGACACUCGAGUAUGUCGUGGAGCUUCAGAAAGCUUCCAUUCCUCCCUCAUAACGAGGAUCGGACUCAAGCAGCAAAACAUAAGUCCGUGUAGAUUACAGAUAAGUCCGCGGGAUGUGAUAUUUUGUCUCAUAUGGUUUUUGUAAAUCAGGAAAGUGGGAGAGUAUGUAAUUUAAAAGGCUAGCUCAGAUUCUUGCCCAUCGUUCUCGGCGUUCUGGCUGAGAUCAAGCGUUGUAUUGCAUUAGAACCAGAGUAAUGUCUUGUGCGAUGUUCACACUCCUCUAGAUUCAUAUCGCACCAGAUCAUCCGUAAAGUCGGCGCUGUAUUCACCGUC
Messenger RNA from Physcomitrium patens, 1247 nucleotides. RefSeq names its product peptidyl-prolyl cis-trans isomerase FKBP17-2, chloroplastic. Gene Ontology annotation, molecular function: peptidyl-prolyl cis-trans isomerase activity. Gene Ontology annotation, cellular component: chloroplast. The record is from RefSeq and is a predicted model, not a curated record. Lineage: Eukaryota; Viridiplantae; Streptophyta; Bryopsida; Funariales; Funariaceae.